GGGAAGCGGGGCUGGUCGCAUCCACGUGCCAGCGGGCCGCGGGGGGAGACGAGCAGCCGUGGGCCCCGACCACUGCACCCUUCCGCGGGGGUGGUGUGGGGCGCCGCAGACUGCGCGCGGGGCUCCUCUUUGGAGCGCGCCGGGGUCGGUUGGAGUCGGGCAUGGCCUGGAGCCGGGCGGCGCUACUGCUGCCGCCUCUGAUGCUCCUGCUGCUGGCGACCCCUGUCCAGGUCUCCCCCGACUACCAUUACUUCGGCGAGCAGGGCGAAGGGGACAUCUGGGAGCAGCUGCGGCUGCAGCAUCGGGAGAAAGAAUUGGGAGACUCUGUCCUUGGCCCGUGGGGAAAGUGGCGCUGUUUCUGCGACCUGGGCAAGCAGGAGCGCAGCCGCGAGGUGCUGGGCACAGCGCCGGGCCCGGUGUUCAUGGACAGCGAGAAUCUGGUGCAGGUGCGGCCCUGCCGGCAACAAGAUUGUACAUCCUGCAAGCCGAUCGACUGCAGCUGGAGGCCCUGAGCCCGGCCCCGGCGGGCGAAGCUCCAGAGACACCGGGGCGAAGCUUGGAAAGCGACCCCACCCACUCCGUUCCCCAAACCGAGAGCUCGGCUGUCUGUCCCCGGAACUACAAUUCCCAGGAAGCCGCACGGCAGAGGCGCCGGCGC
Messenger RNA from Camelus dromedarius (Arabian camel), 658 nucleotides. It is a transcript of the gene THSD8, whose product is annotated as thrombospondin type 1 domain containing 8. Lineage: Eukaryota; Metazoa; Chordata; Mammalia; Artiodactyla; Camelidae. Bases 162 to 512 code for a protein of 116 amino acids. The transcript has 3 exons. The record is from RefSeq and is a predicted model, not a curated record.